AUGCCAAGCAAUUAUUUUUAUGAUUUCACUAUUUGUCUGACUGAUAAUUGGAAUGUGUUAUAUAAUCAUAUUGUCAACAUUUAUUUUUCAGAAAGGACUGAUAUAUCCCCUGUCACUGAUGGAAAUAUAAGAUUUUUAAUUUAUAUAAAUGAAGAGGAAAACGAUUCUAUCACUCCCUUUACUUUAUAUCGUCAAGAUAAACUUGAUAAUGUUAAAUUAAAUCUUGCUGAUUUGGCGGGAAUUAGGCAAGAACAUGCUAGUAUAAAUUCAAAUGUUGGAUAUUUACUUGUUAAAGUGUCGAGGAUCAAUUAUAUUUGGACGCAAAGUAAUUUAGUUGAUUUCCUUCGAAAGUCAACAUCCAAUAUCGUUUCUUCCACAUCAGAAGAGUUAAUUGACUUUUUUUACAAAAGUGGUACACAUUGUAUUUCUGAAAUUACUUUUGGUAAUAGCGCUUAUCAAGUUUUUGUAUAUGAAAAAGAAAAAGAAAAAUACCAAGAAAUUAAGUCCAAGAUUCAAAAUCAGAAGUUAAAUAUGAAUAUUGAAUCUUUUUUUGAUUUUCAUGGGUAUGUUAGAAUCAAAAAUAAUAACUCAGGUUAUACCAAGUAUGCUGGUGAAUUGAAAUUAGCUAGCCAGGACCCUUUACCGGAUGACUUUAAAGAACGUAUUAAAGAUAAUAUGAUAAAUAUUCAAGGGCAACCUUCGAUAUUCUUAAUAAAACAAUCAACGUUUCUAGAAAAUAUCUUUAUUAAUACUACAGCAAUUGGGCUAAAACUUACAUCACUCAUCGAAUAUCCUGAUCCGAAUUUUUUACGUUCGCAAUGGUCGAUCACACUAGGUUCUGCUCUUAUUCAAAAAUUUGAUCGAUCCAAUAGACUUCUUAAUUUUAACGAUAAUCAAUCUGAUAAGUGGUUUAAUGUCUAUAAAGAUUUCAUCAGUCCAUUUGCAUCGAUUAUUGCAACUCCAAUUUUGACGGUUUCUCAAAUAUACAUUGACCUGGAUACUUUUCACAGAGAGCAUGAUUUAAUUUAUAUGAAACCAACAAAACUAACUUUACUAGCAGAUAUUAUUCACAUAUCUACUGAAGUUGAAUUACCAGGAGAUGAAAUUAUGAUUGCUGCAAGAAUGAUUUUUGUUACUAGUCCUAAAUCAAAAAUUAUUAUUUCUUCUAAUAUAUACGAAAAUUGUAAAUUUUUUUUUGAUCAAGUUUCGCCAACAAUCGUAAUUCAGCAAAAAAAUUCUAUCGAACGUAUGACAAUUUUUGGAAAAACUCCAACUGCUCUCACAGCUAAACAACCUGAUUCCGAUAAUGAAAUUCCUAGCUCAUUAGACAUUAAAUAUGUUUUUAAUGAUGAAUAUCUCAUCAAAACUUUUUUAUCUUCACAAAUUAAUUUAAGAAUGAAUAAUGACAUUGAAUUUCUUUUACUGUUAAUGGAAUCAAUUUCUCAUGCUAGACUCAGUGACGAUAAUGUAUUUAAGAUUGCUGCCAAGAAGUUCAUCAAAUGGAUUUUCAAAACUACCUCGAUUCUCCAAAAUAAAUGA
Molecule: messenger RNA, 1539 nt
Organism: Dentiscutata erythropus
Lineage: Eukaryota; Fungi; Glomeromycota; Glomeromycetes; Diversisporales; Gigasporaceae
Source: the annotation of a GenBank genome assembly